Messenger RNA from Mus musculus (house mouse), 787 nucleotides. It is a transcript of the gene Emp3, whose product is annotated as epithelial membrane protein 3. Gene Ontology annotation, cellular component: membrane; plasma membrane. Bases 253 to 744 code for a protein of 163 amino acids. The record is from RefSeq and is marked validated. NCBI's taxonomy places the organism in Eukaryota, Metazoa, Chordata, Mammalia, Rodentia, Muridae. The transcript has 5 exons. Gene Ontology annotation, biological process: bleb assembly; apoptotic process.
AGUCAGGUCGGGUGAGGACCAGAGACUCAGCCAGAGGCUGGCAUUUCCCUGGUGUUGGAGGGAGGGGGGAUGAGUCACUCGUGACUCACUCCAGGAGAAAGAAGAGAGUCAGUGAGUCAAGGAUGCCUGUCCCGGGGGCAAUUCCUGCUCCUGAUGGUUCAUAUGGAGACCCACACGGCCCAGGGACAGAGUGUUGAAGAUGCACCAGCUCACUGCUUGCCUCUCCUGCCCUGAGCCAGACAUCUGGCAGCCAUGUCACUCCUCCUGUUGGUGGUCUCUGCCCUCCACAUCCUCAUUCUUGUCUUGCUUUUUGUGGCCACUUUGGACAAGUCCUGGUGGACUCUCCCAGACAAAGAGUCCCUGAACCUGUGGUAUGACUGCACGUGGAACACCACCACUCAAACAUGGGCCUGCAGUAACGUCAGUGAGAAUGGCUGGCUGAAGGCAGUGCAGGCCCUCAUGGUGCUGUCUCUCAUCCUCUGCUGCCUGUCCUUCAUCCUCUUCAUGUUCCAACUCUACACCAUGCGGCGCGGAGGGCUCUUCUACGCUACCGGCCUCUGCCAGCUUUGCACCAGUGCAGCUGUGUUCUCCGGGGCACUCAUCUAUGCCAUCCACACCGAGGAGAUCCUGGCCAAGCACCCGAGUGGGGGCAGCUUCGGUUACUGCUUCGCCCUGGCCUGGGUGGCUUUUCCACUCGCUCUGGUCAGCGGCACUGUCUACAUCCACCUGCGGAAACGUGAAUGAGCACUGUGUCCCCUAGAAAAUAAAUUCAUUUAACCACGAGCCU